This is a messenger RNA of Didymodactylos carnosus, 1720 nucleotides long. Lineage: Eukaryota; Metazoa; Rotifera; Eurotatoria; Philodinida; Philodinidae. The record is from the annotation of a GenBank genome assembly.
AAGGUGAAAAUAAAGCUGAAAAAAUGUUUUCACUUUCUUAGAAUUGUGUGAAAAUCUUAAAACUUAAAACUUUAUUAAAAAGCUUGUUCUGAGUCUAAACUUCAAAAGAAACAUAUCAUCUUGUAGAAAUCGAAUUCUCUAUCGAUUAGUAUGGCCUUCCAUUUUUAUUAGGAAAAUGUCUAGGUGAGGAAAUUGAAAAUACAGUUUUCAAAAAAUGUAAAACUGGAUUUUUAGUACCAAAAUUUGACGUUUUUCAAAAACUAAUGUGAGAUUCGUAAUCAGCGUCAAAAACUGCAUCUAAUGAUAUGCUCCUAUCAGUUCUACUCUAAAGUAAUUUUUUCAAAAACUUGAUCAGCGAAGUCUCGAGUUACGUGGACAAGCCGCUGAUUUUUCCUUCCAGAUAGAGAUUAUAACAUGACAAAAGCAUUGUUUGCUCGACGAAUGCAUUAAAAUUUGAUUGCACUAUGUUCUCGAAGAAAAGUCCGAGUAAAUCAUAGUGGAAUCAAUCGUAUAUAACAAAACGGUAAUGGAAAUUGUGGAACUAGUGCGUACCGGUGCAACAUAGCAUGCGCAGUGGUGAUGCCGGUCGUUUUUCAGUCCUGUACUGUUUGAAAAUAUAUUUUUACAUCAAAUCUGCUACGAUAACGUAAACGAUGACAAUACAUAAGGGUUACUACAGUUUACGACGGUCGUAUAGUUUGUUAUGUUCUGAUUUUUUUUGAAAAAUUUGACUUGUCGUAAACGAUCGUAUACGACUGACGUAACUGCAUCGUAAUUCAUCGUUUACAUAUCAUCGUGUCUGUCAAUGUUUACGACUGACGUAUUUCGUCGUAAUUUGACGUAUAUUGUAGUAUACGGUCGUGGGUUCUCGACUUGGAUUACUUUAACUAUCAAAAGACAUCAAUUUCGUAUGUAAAUCAAUCCACAGGACUGGAUUUCUCUUAUUUUACAAAGCCGCUAUUCAUCACGAUUAGCGCAUAGAACCUUAUUGUUUUCUUUUUCCUCGUGAUGAUAGAUCACAGUCGAAUUCGAACUGGUUUGCAAGAAGUCGUUGAAAAAUGCUGCAGUCAAUUUAGAAAAUUUUUUCACAGCAGCAACUAAAAACGAUGUUUAUGGUCAAUUGUUAAAUACAAAUGUAAGAAAAAGGCAUCCAUUUUCUGCCAUUUCAAAUUUAACUACUUUUCUCGAUGCUGUGCUUUUUUUCUCUCAGAAAUAUGAACAACUUUUGGAAAGAAUGGUGGCACGAUUCGGACCAAGAUAUAAAAAUGUUUUAACAAUCAAAGAAGUAUGACUCAAAUCUUGUUUACUUUUACUUGUUUAGCACUAUUUUAACCUUCAAAGACGAUACUGUGUACCCUGUGACUCAUUUUAGGUUGAUGAUGAUGGCACGGAUAUGGAUUUGCAAUUAUUGAUCAGAAACUAUGAUCUAUGUCCGUUAUUAUACAAAAUCGUCUAUCCUCAACGUAGUUACUUUUAUCUCACAUUCGGGGACGAAGUAUUAAUCGAUUUCGAUGAAGAAAAGGAUGAUAUUUCGCUUAUAUUAUCGAUAUUGAUAUCCGUAUUUUAUGUUUUUGACAUAACGUAUCCAACAGUUUACAAACCGUUGUUGGAAGUCUUGGAGUUUUUUAUCUUCGACAGGAACAAUCAUCCAUCAAGUGCAAAAUUGACUGUACCGGCACAAAACUUUAUUAUCGAAUAUAAUCGAAAGACGCGAUCAUGA